CCUAAAAAUUGGUCUUUUGGCCAGAACCUAUAUAUCUUACCAAGAAAGGAGAGAAACCAUGCAAGACUGCAUCAGGAACAGGCAAGGUCUGUAUCUCUUCCUCUUAUUCUCUGUGUCUAGAGUGAUGUGUAUCUCUAUACGCUAUUCUGUGCCUGAAGAAAAGAAAAGUGGAUUUCUGGUGGCUAAUGUGCUGAAGGAUUUGAAACUGAGAACAGGGGAGCCCUCUGCUCGCAGAGCCCAGCUAGUGUCCAAAAGCACACAGCAAUAUUUCCACCUUGAUACUCACUCUGGGAAUCUGCUGAUAAAUGACAAAGUAGACAGGGAAGCUUUGUGUGGUGAGACUGAUCCGUGCUUGCUGCUCUCUGAAAUUGUGCUUCAAAACCCCUUAAAGAUCUACAGUAUAGAAAUAGAGAUAGAAGAUGUGAAUGACAAUACUCCCAAAUUCUCAAAAAAGGAAUUCAAUAUAGAUAUUCCAGAGAAUGUCCCUAUCAGCACCCAAUUCCCUUUGGAAUCUGCACAAGAUACAGAUUUGGAUAAAAAUAACGUCCAAAACUACACUCUCAGCUCCAAUGAGCAUUUCUGGCUCCAAGUAAAAAGUGAUGAAAGUGGAAACAAAUAUUUGGACCUUAUUUUGGUGAAACCUCUAGACAGGGAAGAAGCAGCAGAGUUUGGACUGACUCUCACAGCGGCAGAUGGAGGGGAGCCACAGAGAACAGGCACAGUUCAGAUAAAUAUCAAGGUUUUGGACAUCAAUGAUAAUUUCCCCCAGUUUACUCAUUCUGAAUAUAAAGUAAGGUUAAAGGAAAACAGCCCUAGGGACACCCUGGUCUCCAAAGUAGAAGCCAGAGAUUCAGAUUUUGGCUCAAAUGCACAAAUAAUGUACUCAUUUGAUCGGGUACCUGAAAAAAUACACCGUUGCUUCCACUUAAAUGAUCUCAAUGGGGAAAUAACUGUUUUGGGACAAAUUGAUUAUGAAAAAGAAACCAGCUACAGCAUGAGCAUCAGAGCAACAGAUGGAGGGGGCCUUUCAGGUCACUGCAAGGUCCUGGUAGAGAUUGAAGACGUGAAUGACAAUGUUCCUGAAGUGUCAGUCAUAUCCAUCACUAGUCCUUUGGCAGAAGAUUCUCCCCUGGAGACACUUGUGGCUCUCUUCAGUGUCACAGACCGAGACUCUGGUGAUAAUGGCAGAACCGUGUGCUCUGUGGAGGUAAACCUUCCCUUUGUCUUAAAACCCACGAUGGAUAACUAUUACCAACUUCUGGUCCAAAGCUCCCUGGACAGAGAGAAAGUCUCAGAAUAUAAUAUCACCAUCACAGCUGUUGACCAGGGCUCUCCUAGGCUCACUUCAACUAGAAUUAUUAACAUUCAGAUCUCAGAUGUCAAUGACAAUCCUCCAGUAUUUGAAAGGUCUUCAUGUGAAAUGCAGAUACGGGAAAACAAUAUUCCAGGACUGCUCAUUGGCUCAGUCCAUGCUUCUGAUCUGGACAAUGAGAAGAAUGCCAAGGUCACCUACUCCCUUUUGCCUGGGAAGGUCACUGAUGGCCUUGUGGCCUCUUACAUCUCAGUCAACUCUGAAAGCGGAAAUCUGUAUGUCCUCCGAUCUCUGGAUUAUGAGCAGAUCAAAGAUUUUAAAGUGACGGUGAGGGCUACUGAUGGAGGGUCUCCUCCCCUCAGCUCAGAAGUUACUGUUCGAGUCAUAAUCGUAGACGAAAACGACAACGCUCCCUUCUUCCUCUACCCUCUUCAGAACAGCACAUCCCCCUGCAAUGAGCUGGUCCCCAACUCGGUGGAGGCCUGCUACCUAGUCACCAAGGUGGUGGCUGUGGAUGGAGAUUCUGGCCAGAACUCGUGGCUUUCCUAUGAGCUGCUGAAGGCCACAGACCCUGGUCUUUUCAGCAUCGGAGCCCAGAAUGGGGAAGUGAGAACCAGGAGAGCCCUGACCGAGCGAGACACCAGCAAGCAGAGACUCAUGAUAGUGGUGAGGGACAACGGGCUCCCUCCCCAGAGCAGCACUGCAAUGCUCCAUGUCCUUCCCGUGGGUGGCUUUUCGGAUCCUUAUAUGAAGGCUGUGGAGGUCAGUAAAGAGGAACACGAAGAAGAUGGGACCUUGACCUUGUAUUUGGUGAUCUGCCUGGCUGCAGUCUCCUUUGUGUUCCUCGUCUGCAUUGUUUCCUUUGCUGCUCUCAAGAUCUGCAGGAGGGAUCCCAGGGAAAGUUUUAUCGCUGCCCCUCCUCACUUCCCACCUGCCAGACCCGACAUCCCAGAGAACUGUGGCGAUUCUCAGAGCGGGUCGCUUUCCAGGAGUUACCACUACGAUGUUUGCUUAACCGGUGGGUCCUUGAGCAGCGAGUUCAGGUUCCUCAGGCCCCUCAUUCCUGUUUUUUCUGUGGGGGACCCUAACCUCAAUGUGAACCAGACCGCUCCUUCGACUUCCCAAGAUAUUCCUGACCAGGUGGGGAAAGAAGAAUCGGGGAAACAGGUGAGCAAUUAGUAAUUAUAGUUGUAGAAAGCAUAUUACAUCAUAAGUGACUUUUCUUAUCUGUUUCUUCAAAUCAUCCUAUUUUGGUUAAUUCUUAAUGUUGCAGUUUGUAAAUUUUAAAAUGCAUCUUUUAUAGCCAUUUAAUAAUAUUUGUCCUUGCCUUUCUUUUUUAACCCACUUACUCUCUUCACUUGGAGCUAUUUUAGUUCCCUUGAACCUUUCUUUGAUCUUCUGUUAUUUUUAGUUUUCAGGGCAUUAUUGUUUUUACUUCUCUGUAGAACAGGGGGUUGGGCACCUUUUCCAGUCAAGGGCCACAUUCUUCUCUGGCCAACCCUCCAAGGGCAACGUGGGUAGGACUAAAAUCUAAAUGCUUAGGACCAAGUGACCUAGAACCAAAUGAUUUCUCCAUUUCUCUCCUGAGCAUCGGUCUUAUGACCCCACCUUUUCUGAAUUGCUUACAAGCUUCUCUUAAACUUUAAAAACUCUUGCCUUGUUUACCAGGAAAGUGCAGUAACAUCUCUCUCAAUCCUAGAACUGUGCCAGGAAUUCAGAAUUUUUUUAAAAAAAGUGUUUCAGUUCUUCCAAACUGUCAAUAUCUAAAAUUUAACUGGUUAACCUCACUGCCUACUUGAUAUCAAAGAACAUAUCCAAUUUAUAUCUGGUUAAUGAAGAAGCUGACCACAUUCAAUAACCUGAUAUGAAAAGGAAAAUAUUAAAUUUAGGUAUUAAGAUAUAAAGGAAGUUUCUAGAUUACACAUACUUUUAAACCAUAUUAAUUUAUGAAUUAAUGCUAUGUUUCUGUAAUCGAUUUAAGCUUCUGUAUGUUACUAGCAGUGCUUGGAAAGUUCUACUUUAUCCUGUCAAAAAAGGGAUUAGUUCUAGUUCCAGUUUGUCCCUUUACAAAAUGAAUUUGUCCAGUUCAAGUCCCAAUUCAGUCUCAACAUACAUUUUCAGCAUUCAUGAUGUCACAAGCUGCUGUUCUUAAGUAAAAGGUUCAACAGUAUAUCACACAGGUAAUAAGUUGCUUGACAGACAGAAUGUCAAAGAGUGAAGCUUUAUCAAUAAUUGUAUUUACAUAAAAGAAAAGGCUUGUCGUAAUCAAUAUUUGUAAGAUAGACAUAUACUAAAGGUGCUAGCCAUCAUUUGCUUUAUUCCCACUGCUGUACCUC
This is a messenger RNA of Lacerta agilis (Sand lizard), 3648 nucleotides long. Its product is annotated as protocadherin beta-16-like. The coding region runs from base 59 to 2491 and encodes 810 amino acids. Gene Ontology annotation, molecular function: calcium ion binding. The transcript has a single exon. Gene Ontology annotation, cellular component: plasma membrane. NCBI's taxonomy places the organism in Eukaryota, Metazoa, Chordata, Lepidosauria, Squamata, Lacertidae. The record is from RefSeq and is a predicted model, not a curated record. Gene Ontology annotation, biological process: homophilic cell-cell adhesion.